Phaethon lepturus (White-tailed tropicbird) is the source of this 1138-nucleotide messenger RNA. RefSeq names its product tropomodulin 2 (neuronal) (gene TMOD2). Gene Ontology annotation, biological process: pointed-end actin filament capping; myofibril assembly; muscle contraction. Gene Ontology annotation, cellular component: myofibril; striated muscle thin filament. The coding region runs from base 83 to 1138 and encodes 351 amino acids. The record is from RefSeq and is a predicted model, not a curated record. The transcript is spliced from 9 exons. Gene Ontology annotation, molecular function: tropomyosin binding. Lineage: Eukaryota; Metazoa; Chordata; Aves; Phaethontiformes; Phaethontidae.
GAGUGAAGCCGCAAGAAGCUCAGUACUCCUGGAUGGUUGAAAUCUUGAAGAGCAGCGUCGGUCGAGCAGUGCAGCAGAAGCCAUGUCUCUGCCCUUCCGAAAAGAGUUGGAGAAAUAUAAGAAUAUCAAUGAAGAUGAAAUACUCAGCAAACUCUCAGAAGAUGAACUGAAACAGCUAGAGCAUGUUCUUGAUGACCUUGAUCCUGAGAACGCCUUACUUCCAGCAGGAUUUCGGCAAAAGGACCAGACCACUAAACCUGCUACGGGCCCUUUCGACAGAGAACGCCUGCUCUCGUACUUGGAGAAGCAAGCACUUGAGCACAAAGACAGAGAAGACUUUGUACCAUUUACAGGGGAAAAGAAAGGAAAAGUAUUUAUUCCUAAAGAAAAGCCCAUAGAAACCCGUACAGAAGAGAAGGUCACCCUGGAUCCAGAACUAGAAGAAGCCCUGGCCAGCGCUUCAGAUACUGAGCUCUACGACCUUGCAGCUGUUCUUGGAGUGCACAACAUGGUCAACAACCCAAAAUUUGAUGAAGGAGGAGCCCGCAGUAAAGAUGGAAAAGGAACCGUGAGAAAUGUGGUGAAAGGUGAAAAGGUCAAGCCUAUCUUUGAGGAGCCACCUAAUCCAACCAAUGUGGAAGCAAGUUUACAAAAGAUAAAGGCAAAUGACCCUAGUCUCACAGAAAUUAAUCUCAACAACAUAAAGAAUAUUCCUAUUCCAACACUGAAAGAAUUUGCAAAAGCUUUGGAAAGCAACACACAUGUGAAGACAUUCAGCCUUGCAGCUACUCGAAGCAAUGACCCUGUAGCUAUUGCAUUUGCAGAUAUGUUGAAAGUGAACAAAACACUGAAGAGUCUGAAUGUGGAAUCCAACUUCAUCACUGGGACGGGUAUUUUGGCACUGAUUGAUGCACUGAAAGAGAAUGAAUCCCUGACAGAGAUUAAAAUUGAUAACCAGAGGCAGCAGCUGGGGACAGCUGUAGAGAUGGAGAUUGCCAAGAUGCUGGAGGAGAACUCCAAGAUUCUCAAGUUCGGGUACCAGUUCACAAAGCAAGGUCCAAGAACCAGGGUAGCAGCAGCUAUCACUAAAAACAACGAUCUGGUUCGUAAAAAGCGGGUGGAAGGAGAACGGCAGUAG